Lactuca virosa is the source of this 2135-nucleotide messenger RNA. The record is from the annotation of a GenBank genome assembly. NCBI's taxonomy places the organism in Eukaryota, Viridiplantae, Streptophyta, Magnoliopsida, Asterales, Asteraceae.
GUCUUCAUCUCCAUAUCCUUCAAUAUUUCAGCCAUCCCUCUUCACUUCCACCUCCUCUCUCAACCUCCGGCCACCAUGGCCUCAAAAAAAUGGCUCUUACUCGCGUUUUUUCUCUUCACAACUGUGUUAUCUGACACCACCGACAUCACCAACCUAAUCGCGUUCAAGAACUCACUCGGAAACCCGAAACCGCUGUCCAACUGGAACCCGGAUGUUGAACCGUGUAACCUGGAUAAAGAGAACUGGACCGGAAUUAUCUGCGGGAAAAACGGGAGUGUAUUAGGGUUACAGCUCGAGAACAUGGGGUUAACAGGGACAAUCGACAUGGACAUUUUGGCUGAAAUACCAAGCAUUCGAACCCUAAGUUUUGCGAACAACGGUUUUGGAGGAUCGAUGCCUGAUGUGAGGAAAAUUGGGCUGUUGAGGAGUAUUUAUUUAUCGAACAACAACUUUUCAGGGGUCAUUGGGAACGAUUUGUUUGCUGGAAUGAGUUCGAUGAGGAAGAUUGAAGUUCAGAGUAACAAAUUUAGUGGUCGGAUUCCUGAAUCGCUUACAGGGAUGAGCAUUCUUGUUGAUUUGCAGAUGCAAGAUAAUGAAUUUGAAGGUGAGAUACCAAAUUUUGAACAGAAAAGAUUGAAGGUGAAUUUUGCCAACAAUAGACUUAAUGGGCCAAUACCACGUGGGCUCAUGAACCAGAAUGCAACCUCGUUUGCAGGUAACAAUUUAUGUGGUGAACCACUUACCAACCCUUGUAAAAUCUCAAAGCACAAACACACUCUAAAAACCUUCAUCAUCACGAUUGUCGCCAUCAUCAUAGUUCUAGCCAUCAUCAUACUCUCUUUACUUAUUAUUCGAUCCAAAACAAAACCAAAAAACAAUUACAAAUACCAACAAACAACAAAACUCAACAACAAUCCGUACAAAUUCAACACAAAUGAAAUCCAAUUGCAUCACCACGAAGACGAAGAAGAAAAGAACCCUAAACGAACCAAAAAUGGAGAAAAACUUCAGUUUGUGAGGGGUGGUAGAGAGCGGUUUGACUUACAAGACCUUUUACGGGCCUCGGCUGAGGUUUUGGGAGGUGGGAGCUUUGGAUCGUCGUAUAAGGCGUCAUUGUUGGGUGGUCCGGCAGUGGUGGUGAAGAGGUUUAGGGAAAUGAACAAUGUGAGAAAAGAAGGGUUUUAUGAUCAUAUGAGGAGGCUUGGAAACCUUUCUCACCCUAAUUUGCUUCCCCUUGUGGCCUUUUAUUACAAGAAAGACGAAAAACUUUUGAUCACGGAUUUUGCGGAAAAUGGUAGCUUGGCUAGUCAUCUCCAUGGUAAACGAAAGCCAAAUGAACCGGGGUUAGACUGGCCAACACGGUUAAACAUAAUCAAGGGUGUAGCUCAAGGGCUCGACUAUCUCUACGAGGAGCUUCCUAACCUAUCACUACCCCAUGGCCACCUAAAAUCAUCCAACGUGCUUCUCGACAAAACCUUCAAUCCCCUUCUAGCAGAUUACGGUCUAACCCCAGUAGUCAACAAGCACCAUGGUCAAGAGUUCAUGGUAGCCUACAAGUCGCCAGAGUUCACCCACCAUGACCGGACCACCACCAAGACAGACGUUUGGUGCCUCGGAAUCCUUAUUCUAGAGAUGUUGACGGGGAAGUUUCCGGCGAACUAUUUGAAACAAGGGAAAGGCGGGAGUUCGGAUUUGGAGACAUGGGUAAACUCGGUGGUUCGAGAAGAGUGGACGGGUGAAGUGUUUGAUAAAGAAAUGAAAGGGACGAAGAACUGUGAAGGGGAGAUGUUGAAGCUUUUAAAGAUUGGAAUGUGUUGUUGUGAAUGGAGUAUUGAAAAAAGGUGGGAUUUAAAGGUGGCUGUUGAGAAGAUUAGUGAGUUGAAGGAGAGAGGUAGUGAUGAAGAGUAUUCGUCUUAUACAAGUGAUGGAGAUGCUUAUUCUUCGAGAGCCAUGACAGAUGACGAUUUCUCGUUCUCGGCUAACCUUAAACCAACCUAAUUUGUUGAUGCUGACUUGCUUUUCUAUAUGAUAUCUUGUAAUUUAUAAAACAAAUUUGUUACAAUUUGUUUUAGUCACGGAUAUUGGGUUCUCUCGCACGAAGUUAGAGUGCAUAAAGGGUUGAAUGCUAGACAUAC